Molecule: messenger RNA, 4865 nt
Organism: Sciurus carolinensis (gray squirrel)
Lineage: Eukaryota; Metazoa; Chordata; Mammalia; Rodentia; Sciuridae
Gene: Epn2
Product: epsin 2
Exons: 12
Coding region: 513-2513 (666 amino acids)
Biological process (GO): endocytosis
Cellular component (GO): endosome; clathrin vesicle coat; plasma membrane
Molecular function (GO): phospholipid binding; clathrin binding
Source: RefSeq, a predicted model, not a curated record
AACUCCUGCGGUUAAACAGCUCUGUUUUUCAGAAAUCCCUGGAGAAUUUUGUGACCACAUGGUAAAGAUAAGGGACCUCCUGAUUAUUUACUUAGAAUGUAUGUCAGAGAGCCACUGUCCCUGGCUGUGUGCUGGGUACUGAGGAGAUGGUCCUAGCCUUAACUUUCCUCUGUCUGGAUUAGAAAAAAGAUGUUUGUUGGUGAAUUGAAACCACAGAGUGUUUAUUUCGUGUUGGGCGCAGUGCUUGCUAGGUACUGGGUGCUCACAGUGAACGAGGCAGAUGGGGGUCAUCAAACUUGAGGACCAGAGCCUUGUGUCGGAGAUGUGGACCCUGCUCUAGCUCCGUCAUGGCUUCCAGCUUCUUGGAUCUGAGGCUCCAGAGGAGGAAAUGACUGUUCAGGGCUCUUGCUCCAGCUCAGUUACGGAAACUGGACCUUCAGAGGGUGUGGACUUACAGAGAACAGGAAAGUUUCUUUUUGAAGGGCUUUAAAUUUGUAACAAAGAAAAUAAAAAUGACGACUUCAUCUAUCAGACGACAGAUGAAAAACAUUGUGAACAAUUACUCAGAGGCUGAAAUCAAAGUCCGGGAAGCCACCUCCAAUGACCCAUGGGGCCCAUCCAGCUCUCUGAUGACCGAGAUCGCUGACCUGACUUACAAUGUAGUGGCCUUCUCUGAAAUCAUGAGCAUGGUGUGGAAACGGCUCAAUGAUCAUGGCAAGAACUGGAGGCACGUGUACAAGGCGCUGACCCUGCUGGACUACCUCAUCAAGACAGGCUCUGAGCGUGUGGCCCAGCAGUGCCGUGAGAACAUCUUCGCCAUCCAGACCCUGAAAGACUUCCAGUACAUUGAUCGUGACGGCAAGGACCAGGGCAUCAAUGUCCGUGAGAAGUCUAAGCAGCUGGUGGCCCUUCUCAAGGAUGAGGAGCGACUGAAGGCUGAGAGGGCCCAGGCUCUCAAAACCAAAGAGCGCAUGGCCCAGGUGGCCACUGGCAUGGGCAGCAACCAGAUCACCUUUGGCCGUGGGUCCAGCCAGCCCAACCUCUCCACCAGCUACUCAGAGCAGGAAUAUGGCAAGGCUGGGGGGUCACCAGCCUCCUAUCAUGGCUCGCCUGAGGCCUCGCUGUGCCCCCAACACCGCACAGGGGCCCCGCUGGGUCAGAGUGAGGAGCUGCAGCCACUGAGCCAGCGCCACCCUUUCCUGCCGCACCUGGGGCUGGCCUCCCGCCCAAAUGGCGAAUGGUCCCAGCCCUGCCUCACUUGUGACCGCGCAGCCCGAGCCACCUCCCCUCGGGUGUCUUCUGAGCUGGAGCAGGCCCGACCACAGACGAGUGGAGAAGAGGAGCUGCAGCUGCAGCUGGCACUUGCCAUGAGCAGAGAAGUGGCUGAGCAGGAAGAACGUCUCAGACGGGGUGAUGACCUCAGAUUACAGAUGGCCCUGGAAGAAAGCCGAAGAGACACAGUCAAAGUUCCAAAAAAAAAAGAGCACGGCUCCCACCCACCACAGACCACUCUGUUGGAUUUAAUGGAUGCCCUCCCCAGCUCAGGCCCUGUUGCCCAGAAAGUGGAGCCCUGGGGCCCAGCGGCCUCUGCUAACCAGACCAACCCCUGGGGUGGUCCCGCAGCUCCCUCAAGCACUUCGGACCCCUGGCCAUCAUUUGCUCAGUUCCCUGGAUGUUUGCUAAAGUGUACCAAGUGCCAGGCUCUGUCCUGCCAUGUGACGACCCUGAGACGAACAGGUACCAAGCCAGCUGCCUCUGUGGACCCGUGGGGAGUGCCCACCACAGUCAGCACACACACUGUCCCCAAGAGCUCAGACCCCUGGGCAACUUCGCAACAGCCUGCCCCCAGUGCUGGGAAGACAACAGAUGCCUGGGGCGCAGCCUCUGCCACCAAGCCCAUACCUGCCUCGGGGUCCUUUGAGCUGUUCAGUAAUUUCAAUGGUACAAUUAAAGACGACUUUUCUGAAUUUGACAACCUCCGAACUUCAAAAAAAUCAGCUGAGUCUGUGACCUCUCUGCCAUCCCAGAACAAUGGAACUACAAGCCCUGACCCCUUUGAGUCUCAGCCCCUGACUGUUGCUUCAAGCAAGCCCAGCAGUGCCCGGAAAACACCUGAGUCUUUCCUGGGCCCCAACGCGGCCUUGGUGAACCUGGACUCACUUGUGACCAGGCCUGCCCCAGCAGCCCAGUCCCUCAACCCUUUCUUGGCCCCAGGUGCAGCUGCUGCCUCUGCCCCUGUCAACCCCUUCCAGGUGAACCAGCCCCAGCCACUCACAUUGAACCAGCUGCGGGGGAGCCCUGUCCUGGGGAGCAGCACAUCCUUCGGGCCUGGCUCAGGGGUGGAGCCCAUGGCCGUGGCCCCUAUGACCUCAGCAGCUCCACACCAAGCUCUGGCGGCUGGUGGCUCCUCUUUGACACCACUGGGCCCUGCAGCGAUGAACAUGGUGGGCAGUGUGGGCAUUCCCCCUUCGGCAGCUCAGGCCACUGGCACAACCAACCCUUUCCUUCUCUAGUGCCCCAGGUUCUGGACCUCCCUGAGUGAAUGCCUGGAGUACCCAUGCCAGAGGACUCAUAGCAGGGACUCUCGUUUGUGGGGUGGCGGCUGAGAGUGUGGAGUGUUAGGGCUUUUCAGUUCCAGCUUCCUGAUGAAAGGGUUGUCCUGUGGCCCCGACCCUUAGACUGAGCAGCACAUAGCUGUCCAUGCUGCUUGGAGCAGGCCUGCCCUUGCCGCCUCCUCCCAAGUGCUCAGCUCCCAAGCUCCUCUGAGGCCUUGGACAAGGAAGCAAAGUCAUCAGUGUUGCCCUGGCCCCAGCCUCAGCCCAAGGGUCUCUGGGUCACUGCCUAGCCCAGAACUUGGGACAGUUGCCUCAUCUUUGCCCCCCACCCCCCAGCCCUAGGGGCACUGUAGGCUCUGUCCCUGAGGUAGAUGGGAUGAAGCACCACCCCAUUCAACACUGACCUUGGGGGUAGUGGUUGUGCGUAUUUUUAUUUUUCUUUGACUCGUGUGUGAGUUCAAAGUAAACACCACCACCAUGGACAACUCUUAAAUUAAAUCCACUAGAGCGAGCUUUAAAACUAACCUGAGCAUAACCCUGCCACAUGGCUCUAUGCUUGUACACGUUUGCACAUAUUUUGUUUAGUACAGUUUCAUAUUUGAGUUUGCAGAAUUAUCUAAUAGUCUUUUUUUGGCUAAUAUUUUUAUAACGUGGUUCUUAUUUAACUGUCUAGUUUUGAUAGAAUUUACCAGGUCUGGCUGACUUAAGAUCUUGGCACGUGUCAUUUUAGUGGUUUAAGUCCUCUUAUUUAUGGUUUUAACUGUAAGAAAAUUUAAAAAGGAAGAGAUGUUUUGAUGACAAAAAUAUGCCUUAUGGAAAAACUAAAGCAAAUUCUUUAUAGGAGAAAGUAUGAAAAUUUGAUUACACAAAAAAGAUGUUUAUUUAAAAAAAAAAAAAAACUCCAACAGCAACAAAAACUUGUAGCCUCCAGUUGCCUUUUCCUUUCUCUAACUCCCUUUUUUGGUGAUAUACAAAAACCAAUUGACUCUCAGCCUUUUUGGCUAGCUCCAGAAAAAGACACUUAUUUCUUAACCAAUACGCCAUCUUGAAAGUCGAAAAAAACUAAUGUAUGAAUGUGACUCACCAGUUUUUAUCAACUAAUUCCUUUUUUAAUUAAAGGCAUGCAGGGAUUUAGAGACUUCUGUUUACAGUGGGAAUUGGAAGUGGUGAAAUCGCCCUUAGCCUUUCGUCUUGCUCUCCUCUGACUCGUUCCACGCUCAGGUUAAUGACAGGAUCAUGUCCCAGGGAUCCCUGGGGAAUGGUCCCCAGGCUGAGAUAGAGGUGAGGGACCAGGGCUGGCCCUGAUCCAUCUACCUGCCAACUCCAGGCACAGGUUGCAGACUGAGAAGUAAUCAUCUCUUAUUUUGGAGGUGAAGGAAAAAAAAUCAUUCUCACACAGGAUUGAUUUUUAACAAACAUGCACUAAUAUCUCCCACUCCCAACCUCCUACUGUCCUCACCCCAUCCACCACUGUAAAGAAAAGUAUUAAGUCCCAGAUUAUAAACAAGAAAAGACUUGCUUUUCCCCAGGAAAGGGAUAGUCCCUUGAAUCCUGUGUCCUGGCAACUUGCCUGGCAGAUAUUUCUGACUUGAGUCCCAGCUUGGACUUCUCACCUUCAGUUCUAAGGGCAGCCAACCACCUGCCAGCCCCUCUCUGGUUCCAGGAAGAGACCCCACCCUCAGCAUCAGCAGGGGUGUGAUCAAUCUACAGUGGUCUCUGGGCUGCCAGGAGGCCAUUCGAGCUCUGAAGACUGCCUGCUUAGGCCACUCCAGUUCCUCCCAGAACUCGAGGCUUAAGGCCGGCCUUGGUGCCUUUGCCACCUAGGAAGGCAGGUGGCUGGGCUCGUCCUGCCUGGGGAGUGCGGGAGGCACCAGGAGAUGCCGAGGCAGGGCGCCUGCCCAGGAUGGUGCUCUCUCUCAAAAGGUGCAGGGCCUGGGCCAGCGUAUAGGGUGGUACACCAGGCUACUUGGGGUCAGUGAUUCUUUUGUAAUAAGACAACAGCCCUUCCUGAUGUGACUGAGGCCCCAACAUUAACAAGCCUCUGGGACACCCGAGAACAGCACCCCCAACCCCACCCCUGGCACAGGCCAUCCUGAGUGCACGUUGUCCCUGUUACCCACUGCACUGAUCAUGAAGCCACCAGUUGCUGCCACGUGUGUUGCACACAUGCUACUGUGCCCCCUCCUGAUGAGCACCGUGGUGGAGGAAGUCACCCAGCCAUUUCCCCGUGGGCCGGUGGCUGGUUUUGAACUUGUGUUGACUGUUGAGACUUAUUUACUGUAUAAAUAUAAUUUAUCAUUUGUAUCAUGA